AUGGAUCACUCCAGAGAUCCCUGCCCCUGGGUUGCCCUGAGCGACUUUGGUGGUGCUUUCUGCAUGGGUGCAAUUGGUGGUGCUGUAUGGCACGGUGUAAAGGGAUUCCGAAACAGCCCCUACGGAGAGCGUCGGAUAGGAGCCAUCACAGCCAUCAAGGCCCGCGCGCCCGUUCUCGGUGGUAACUUCGGUGUAUGGGGUGGUUUGUUCUCGACAUUCGACUGCGCGAUCAAGGGUAUUCGAAAGAAGGAGGAUCCUUACAAUGCCAUUAUUGCUGGAUUCUUCACUGGUGGCUCUUUGGCUGUGCGUGGUGGUUUCAAGGCUGCUAGGAACUCCGCUAUCAUGUGCGCCGUUUUCCUUGCUGUUAUCGAGGGUGUUGGUAUUGGAUUCCAAAGGAUGAUGGCGGACAACACAAAACUCGAGCUCCCUCCUGCUCCCCAAGAAAAGGCCGUCGCCUAA
Molecule: messenger RNA, 459 nt
Organism: Aspergillus ochraceoroseus IBT 24754
Lineage: Eukaryota; Fungi; Ascomycota; Eurotiomycetes; Eurotiales; Aspergillaceae
Product: protein transporter TIM17
Exons: 4
Coding region: 1-459 (152 amino acids)
Biological process (GO): protein import into mitochondrial matrix
Cellular component (GO): TIM23 mitochondrial import inner membrane translocase complex; mitochondrial inner membrane
Molecular function (GO): transmembrane protein transporter activity
Source: RefSeq, a predicted model, not a curated record